Messenger RNA from Carassius carassius (crucian carp), 1154 nucleotides. Its product is annotated as growth arrest and DNA damage-inducible protein GADD45 beta-like. The transcript has 4 exons. Gene Ontology annotation, cellular component: cytoplasm; nucleus. The coding region runs from base 157 to 636 and encodes 159 amino acids. Lineage: Eukaryota; Metazoa; Chordata; Actinopteri; Cypriniformes; Cyprinidae. Gene Ontology annotation, biological process: regulation of cell cycle. The record is from RefSeq and is a predicted model, not a curated record.
AUAGUAAGAAACAAUUUCUCAUACUCAGCGGAACGAGGAGAGGAAUACUGUUACUCCAAGCGAUAUUUGGAUUAUACUUUUGGCAGCACACUUCGACUGGAUUUUAACAUUUCUUCCUCUUCCGGAGACUUGUGGAUUACUAUUAUUCGAAGCAAAAUGACCCUGGAAGAAGUCGUUGGAUGCAAUAUUACUGAUAAAAAAAUGGACUCCGUGAGCCAAGCAUUGGAAGAGCUGCUGGUAGCAGCACAGAGACAGGACUGUCUCACUGUCGGCGUUUAUGAGUCUGCGAAACUGAUGAAUGUAGACCCAGAUUGUGUCGUACUGUGCGUUCUGGCCACCGAUGAAGAGGACCAGGACGAUAUUGCGCUGCAGAUUCACUUCACGCUCCUUCAGGCGUUCUGCUGCGACAACGACAUCAACAUCCUGCGGGUGUCUGGGCUGAGACGCCUCGCGCAGGUGCUCGGGGAGCCACCCACCGUGGACAACAGCGAGCCGAGGGACUUCCACUGCAUCAUAGUCACUAACCCUCAAUGCCAGCCGCUCAAAUGCCAGGCACUGAAGGACGUGGGCAACUACUGUGAAGAGAGCCGUUGCAAAAACCAAUGGAUUCCCUGUCUGUCCCUGCAAGAACGCUGAACGAGAUGCGAGGCUAUUGAUGCAAUGAAGGAUGAAAGCGUCAUUCUCUGCGAAUGAAAGCGAAAGGGCUCGGCACCAGCCGCCGUUGACUGCUGCGUCAUGUGAAGGAGCUGUGUGAGAGAGAAAGUGGAGCUCUUGAAACUGUGCGCACGGAUCGGCACAUUGCGCCUGGCCCCUCCAGCUUGUCAUGUCCUCCGUGGUGGGGGAAAAAAAAGAGUUCGUUUUGGGUACCGGAGGAACAAGUUGUGAGAACAUGAACUGUGAAGCGCUGCCUGUCGGCGCAAGCUGCCGGAGAACUUGCACGCGGGCGGAUGGGCGCGCGCUCGCCCCGGCUUCAUAUGUGCAGUGUGGGUUGGAAAGCGAUGAGUGUGCGUCACGAUCACUGACUGCGGGACCAACAUUUCGAAAUGUGGAGUGAAUAAUCUGUAUAUAUACCGGACUUUAGUAACUAUGAGGUGCAGUAGCACUGAUGCCAAGCUACAAACGGACUGCAGUCGCUUCUGUUAAACUGUACUAAG